Messenger RNA from Vigna angularis (adzuki bean), 501 nucleotides. Its product is annotated as subtilisin inhibitor CLSI-II. Bases 1 to 501 code for a protein of 166 amino acids. NCBI's taxonomy places the organism in Eukaryota, Viridiplantae, Streptophyta, Magnoliopsida, Fabales, Fabaceae. Gene Ontology annotation, molecular function: endopeptidase inhibitor activity. The transcript has a single exon. The record is from RefSeq and is a predicted model, not a curated record.
AUGUUUCUUCCAUUAGCAUUCUCUAGGGUUCAUGAAGAAGUCCUUGACUCAAAUGGAGUACCCAUUUCUCCAUGUGUUGAAUACUACAUUUCAAUGCUUAAUCAUCAUGGCCCAACAGGUUGUGGAGUAGAACUAGACACAGACGGGAACUCAACAUGCCAAGUAGCUGUUCUACAAAAUUACCAUGAGAAUUUCCCUAGUAAGGCUCUGAAAUUCAGCACAGAAGGAACAAGUUCAGGUGGCAUAUUCACAAACACAGAGAUUACAUUUGAUUAUCACCCUUAUUGCGCAUCAUCGUCCAAGUGGGUGGUGGUAGCUGGUGGUGAUGAUUCAUUCCCUGCAAGAUGGGUGGGUAUCGGUGAUGCUGCAGACCAUCCAGGGAAGAAGAUCUUAAGUGGGAGCUUUAUGAUUCAGAAAUAUGGUGAGGGUUAUAAAUUUGCAUUUUGUGCCACCAUUAUCGACAACACUUGUUUUAGUAUUGGGAGAAUUGACGAUCAGUGA